UCUAUCAACUAAUCUAUCAAGUUUCAAGUUUCAAGUUUCAAGUUUCAAGUUUCAAGUACUCAUAACCUUCCCAUUUUUUUACUCAAGUCUCCAACACUCUAACCCAUAACCAUUGUUCAUGUACUACUUAGUACUUACUCUACUACACUACACUACCAUUUACCAAAACACUACCAAUACUCCACUACUCACCAUUUGCAAGCAACAAUAGCAACAAUCCAAGUCCAACAACUCUCUCACUCUUCCCAUCCCAUCAUCUUCUUCCAUCACUCAUUCACCCAUACAUCCACCAAAUCAUCUCAUCUCUAUCUCUAUCUCCCAAUAAUUUCACCCCAAAUAAACCCAUUUUUAUUUUUACAAUUUAAAUAAAUAUAUAAAUAUAUAAUCACCCUUCAAUAAUGUCCAUCAUUGAAAGACCUCAUAGAGCUACAAACACACAAACUUCUACAAGUGAGCUAUUCAUUUGCUUCACUUCCCACCUUUCUAAAUCCUCUUCUUUGCGCCGUUCUUCCAAAUCUAUCCUUAGUCCUGCUCAUACAACCACCAUUGAUAAAUCACCAACCAUGUUUCCUUCCAAGAAAACAAGGGGAUCUUCUGGUUUUGCUGAAAACCCUGAACCAUCUUCCCCUAAAGUUACUUGUAUUGGUCAAGUUAGAGUAAAGACUAAGAAACAAGGCAAGAAAAUGAAGAUGAGGGCUUGUAGAAGUAAAAGAUUAAGUGGUGGGGAAGCUAGUUUUCGAAGAAUUGAACAUACCCAUGAUGGGAUUUCACAUGGGAUUCAAAAUCAAGAAUGUGGGUUGAAUUUAAAUCAUAGAAAUCAAAGAUGGGUACAUCUUCCUUUAACAAUUUGUGAAGCUUUAAGAGCUUUUGGGAAUGAAUUUAGUUGUUUGUUUCCUUGUAAAUCUUCUUGUUUUAGUAGUGGAGGAGAAAAGGGAAGGAAAGUUAAGGAGGAAAAUGAAAAUGAACCAAAUUCUUGUGCUGUUUUUAGGUGGUUAGUGUCAUUACAAGAAGUUGAAGAGGAAGAAAAAAGGAAAGAUAUUGAGUUAGUUGUGGGAGGUGAAGAAGUUAGAUGUGAGAGUAUAAUGAUGGAAAGAGAAUGUUCUAGAAGGAGGUCUAUAUUUGAUGAUAUAGAGUUUGAUGAUUUGUUUAAUAAAAAUGAAGAUGAGAUUGGUAAUGAUAAUGGUGGGGAUGAGGAAGAAGGUUCUAGGGUUAGUAUUUGUAUACCUCCUAAAAAUGCUCUUUUAUUGAUGAGGUGUAGAUCUGAUCCUAUGAAAAUGGCUUCUCUUUCUCAUAAAUUGUGGGAGCCACAACUUGAUAAUGAUGAUGAAGAGGUUAAAGAUGUGAACCUUGAGGUGAAAUUUGAGGUAAAAGAGGAUAAAGAAGAGGAAUUUAUUGAUGGGUAUGAGAAAAUUGAAGAAAUAUUGGAUCUUUGGGUAGAAUUACCUAAUUUUAUUGAGGAAGAUGAUGAUCAAGAUCAAGAGGAGGAAAUGAAGUUAGAAAACAGAGGAAAAACAGAGCAUGUAAAGUGUGAUUUUCUAGAAGAAACCCAUGUAGAAGAUGAAAUGUUGGAUAAUGGGUUUUCAAUUGAAGCAAUUGUAGAUGAAGGUAAGGUUGAAAAUGGUGGAAAUGAGCAAGAUUUGACUGUUAAUUUGGAAGAAAAUCAACAAGAACAAGAAGAACAAGAUGAGGAAAGUUUAGAACUUUCUAGAACUACAACUUCCACUGUAUCAAAUUCUUCAGAAGAGUCAAUAGUUGUGUCAAAAGAGAGAGAAAAGGAAGAAAUAAUCCCAAAUGAAAUUGUAGAAGAAAAGAUACAAGAAGGAAGAAAGUCAACGUCAAUGGCGGAAAAUAAGAAGUCAACAUUACCAGAUUGUUUACUGUUAAUGAUGUGUGAGCCAAAGGUAUCAAUGGAAGUGUCCAAAGAAACUUGGGUAUGUAGCAAUGAUUUCAUCCGACGGCAUCCCAAUAAAACGGGGAAUAAAUUAGGCGGUUCAGAUGAUACGAAGAAGAAAAAACCUCCACCGCUUCCGGUUCAACAGCGGUUUGAACCAGUGGUUCAGCCCCUGGUUCAGCCGGCAAGGUCAUCAAUUUCUUUUCCAGCUUGUGGUGGUACAGUCGCUAAUUUAAUUGAACAGAAGCUUUUAAAUGGCGGCGGCGCGUAUGAGCCGUUGGUUUUAACGAGGUGCAAGUCGGCUCCGUUGAGAUCGGCUGCGGCUAAGAUUGCGCCGUCGGAUAUGGCUUGUAGCUUGUGGGGGAGAGAUAAUGGGCGGAAGAUGGAGCCGCAUCGGCCGGCUACAUUUGGUGUUGAAACAGCUAGGGUUGGGUUCUGAUGAGAUCAACGGUCGAGAUUGAGUCUAUGGUGAGUAUCUGCCACAUGGUAUUUUUAGGAUAUGUUUUUUGUAAAUUAUUUUAUUUUGAAAUUUUUAUUAUAGUAUAAUUAAUUUUAUUUUCUAGAGCAGUAGGUUUAUAAUUUUUUUUUUUAGUAAUAGAGUAUUUUGUUUUUUUGGAUCAUAGUUGAUUGUAGAUUUGGAAUAUUUUGUUGUAGUAAAUUUGGGAUGAUUAUUUUAGUUUUACUGUUUUUAUGCCGUUUUGAACCGUUGGACAUUUUCUAGGGUCAUGUUUUCAUGGCAUCCCAAGUUUCAACAGUAUACUUCCCCCCUCAUUUUUUAAGCGUUUUAAUACGUUAU
Molecule: messenger RNA, 2687 nt
Organism: Amaranthus tricolor (Joseph's coat)
Lineage: Eukaryota; Viridiplantae; Streptophyta; Magnoliopsida; Caryophyllales; Amaranthaceae
Exons: 1
Coding region: 399-2330 (643 amino acids)
Source: RefSeq, a predicted model, not a curated record